Molecule: messenger RNA, 6086 nt
Organism: Psammomys obesus (fat sand rat)
Lineage: Eukaryota; Metazoa; Chordata; Mammalia; Rodentia; Muridae
Product: IgGFc-binding protein-like
Exons: 15
Coding region: 10-5937 (1975 amino acids)
Molecular function (GO): protein binding
Source: RefSeq, a predicted model, not a curated record
CUCGAAGGCAUGGGAUCCCUGUGGAGCUGGUGGGCCCUCUGGGCUGGAGCAGCCCUCCUGUGGGCCCGGCUCGCCCCAGCCCAGGCUUCCUGCCACGGCAUUCAGUGCACACCUGGCCAGCGCUGCCAGAUGGUGAGUGGGAAGGCCAGGUGUGUGGCAGAGUCCACAGCUGUCUGCCGCGCCCACGGCGAUCCCCACUACACCACCUUCGACGGCCGUCGCUACGACAUGAUGGGCACCUGCUCCUACACCAUGGCCGAGCUGUGUGGGCAGGAUGAGACCCUGCCGGCCUUCAGUGUGGAAGCCAAGAAUGAACACCGGGGCAGUCGUCAAGUCUCCUAUGUGGGCUUGGUCAUAGUCUAUGCCUACAGCCACUCUGUGUCACUGGUUCGUGGGGAAACUGGUUUCGUCCAGAUUGACUACCAGCACUCAAGCCUGCCUGCGUCCCUGAGUGAGGGCCGCCUGCGUGUGUUCCAGAGUGGGAUCCAGGGCGUGAUAGAGCUGGACUUUGGGCUGGUGGUCACCUAUGACUGGGAUCGCCAGCUGACGCUGAGCCUGCCCAAGCGCUUCCAGGACCAGGUGUGCGGGCUGUGUGGCAACUAUAACGGAGACCCUGCUGAUGACUUCCUCAUGCCUGACGGGAAACAAGCUGCCGAUGUCCUGAACUUUACCAAAAGCUGGAAGGUGGCUAAUGGGGACGUCUUGUGUGAUGACGGCUGUUCUGGCAACUGUCCCUCCUGCACCAAAAGCCAGGCUCAGCUCUUCCAGAACGACGUUUUCUGUGGCCUGCUAAUUCUUCCCACAGGCCCAUUUGCUGACUGCCAUGAAUUCCUGGACCCCAAGCCUUUUCUGGAGGAGUGUGUGUUUGACAUGUGUGUGACCGGAGGGGAGCGCCUCACGCUGUGCCAUGGCCUCAGUGCCUAUGCUCGAGCCUGUGUGGACCUGGGCAUCUCCGUCCGAGAAUGGAGGUCACGAACCAAGUGCCCCCUGUCCUGUCCAGCCAACAGCCACUACCAGCUCUGCAGCCCCGCCUGCCCAGCCUCCUGCAACUCAGAGGCCGCCCCGAGCAACUGCUCUGGGCGCCCUUGCGUGGAGGGCUGCGUGUGCCUUCCAGGCUUCCUGGCCAGUCGCGGCCUCUGCGUGCCUGUGUCAUCCUGCGGCUGCACCUUCGAGGGCCGCCUGCUGGCCCCGGAUCAGGAAGUGUUCGCCGACGACUCGUGCCGGCGCCGCUGCACGUGUGAUGGAGCCACCCAGAAGGUGAGCUGCCGGGACACAUCAGGGUGCCUGCCCGGCGAGCGCUGCGGGCCGAAGGACGGCUUCCUGGGGUGCUUCCCCCAGUACUACGGCGAGUGCCGGGCCUCCGGAGACCCGCACUACAUGUCCUUGGACUCGCGGGUCUUCAAUUUCAUGGGCACGUGCUCGUACCUGUUUACCGCCUCCUGCGGCCAGCAUCCGUCCCUCCCGGGCUUCAGAGUGAUCAUAGAGAACGAACGCCGGGGAAGCCAGACCGUGAGCUUCGCGCGGUCCGUGCUGCUGGAGGUCUACGACAUGAAGUUCGAGAUUCUCCGAGACUACCCGGGGAAAGUGCUGAUGAACGGCAUCCAGCAGUACCUGCCCUUCCAAGUGGCAGGUGGAAAGAUCGUAGCCUACCGCCGGGGCUUGUACGCCUUCGUGCGCACGGACUUUGGCCUGCUGGUCAGCUACAACUGGGACACCCACGUGACCACCAAGGUGCCCAGCAACUAUGCCAAGGCCGUGUGUGGGCUCUGUGGGAACUUUAAUGGGAAUGCCCAGGACGACCUGGGCCAGCAGAACCACAGCCUAGCCCUUGACCCCCAAGACUUCGGGAGGAAGUGGCUGGUGGCGACCAGGCCCGGCUGCAGAACGGACGAGCAACGCGUGUGCCCCAACAUGAACAGAGACAUCGUGAAGCUGAACAACGAGCAGUGCAGGGUCCUCAGCAACAGGAAGGGCCACUUCAAGCACUGCUGGAAGGAGCCCACCUUCAACAGCGCACUCAUAGAGUGCAUCUAUGACAACUGCCGAAUGCCAGGCCAGACCAAGCCCAUCUGUGACUCGCUGGCCACCUACACCGCCAUUUGCCAGGACCACAGCAUCGUGGUGUAUCCCUGGAGGACUAAGGAACUUUGCCCGAUGAACUGCCCUCCUCACAGCCACUAUGAGAUCUGUUUUCGAGGCUGUCCACUGACCUGCGGAGACAUGCCGGUGCCUGGCGGCUGCGGCACAAAAUGCUACGAGAGCUGUGUCUGUGACGAUGGCUAUGUCCUCAGUGGGGACGCCUGUGUGCCCCUGGCCUCCUGUGGCUGCGUACACCAGGGCAUUUACCACCCGGCUGGGGACGACUUCUAUCCUGGCCCCGAAUGUAACUCCCUCUGCCACUGUCACAAGGGCGGCCUGGUGACCUGCCAGCCCUCGCACUGCAGCCCGCACGAAGUGUGUAAGGUGUCUGAUGGCAUCCUCAGAUGCGUGGCUGUGGGCGAGGCCACCUGCCAGGUGUCGGGGACCUCCCAUUACACCACCUUUGACGGCCUCCGCUUCAACUUUACGGGCACCUGCGUGUACGUGCUGGCUCAGACCUGCUGGAGCCGGCCCGGUCUGCAGCCUUUCACAAUACUUCAGGAGAACGUGGUCUGGGGCAACAAGCAAGGCAGUGUGACCAAGAUGAUCACCAUCCAGGUGGCCAACUACACCCUGCAGCUGGAGCAGAGUCAGUGGAGGGUCAAGGUGCGAGCAGAAAUGGGACAGAUCUCCUGCCCUGACAACAGCCACUAUGAGCUCUGUAGCCCACCAUGCCCAGCCAUCUGCCCACCCCCAGCACGCCACACGACCCCAGCUAUAUGUAACGGGCCCUGUGUGGAGGGAUGCCAGUGUGACCAGGGCUUUGUCUUGAGUGCUGGGCGGUGUGUUCCCCUGGAUGGUGGCUGUGGCUGCUGGGUCAACGGCACAUACCAUGAAGCAGGCACCGAGUUUUGGACUGAUGCCACCUGCUCUGAGAGGUGUCACUGUGGACCUGGAGGUAACUCCUUGGUCUGCAAGCCUGCCAGCUGUGGGCUGGGUGAGGAGUGUGCCUUGCUGCCCUCUGGCCAGCUAGGCUGCCAACCUACAAGCACAGCUCAGUGCCAAGCCUGGGGUGAUCCACAUUACAUCACCCUAGAUGGGCACAAGUUUGACUUCCAAGGCACCUGUGAGUACCUGCUGAGCGCCCCCUGCCGUGCACCACCCGAGGGGACUGAAUUCUUCAAAGUCACUGUGGCUAAUGAGCACAGGGGCGGCCAGGCUGUCAGCUACACCCAAAGUGUCACUCUGCAGAUCUAUGGCCUCAACCUGACCGUCAGUGCCCACUGGCCAGGGCGGAUACAGGUGAACGGAGAGUUCGUUUCUCUGCCCUUCCGCAUGGACCAGCGGCUGAGCAUUUACCUAAGUGGAGCAGAUGUAGUGAUGAACACUGCCUCAGGCAUCUCCCUGGCUUUUGACGGACACAGUUUUGUGCGCCUGCGCGUGCCUGCUGCCUAUGCGGGCGCCCUCUGUGGCCUGUGUGGGAACUACAACAAAAAUCCCAGCGACGACCUGGCAGCAGUGGAUGGGAAACCUGAGGGCUGGAAGGUGGGCGGAACCCCAGGCUGUGACCAGUGCCAGCCAGGGCCUUGCCCGCCGCCCUGCACACCUGAGCAACAGGAGCCCUUCCGCGGCCCCGACGCCUGCGGCAUAAUCUCCGCCCCCGAAGGCCCACUAGCACCCUGCCACCACCUCGUGCCCCCCACGCAGUACCUGGAGGCCUGCUUGCUGGAUGCCUGUCAGGUUCAGGGCCACCCAGGAGGCCUCUGUCCUGCCGUGGCCACCUAUGUGGCAGCUUGUCAGGCUGCUGGGGCCCAGCUUGGAGAGUGGAGGAAGCCAGACUUCUGUCCCCUCCAGUGUCCUGCCAACAGUCACUACCAGCUCUGUGGUGACUCCUGCCCUGUGAGUUGCCCGUCCCUGUCAGCCCCCGAGGGCUGUGAAACCACCUGCCGUGAAGGCUGCGUCUGUGACUCUGGCUUCGUGCUCAGUGGAGAUGCCUGUGUGCCGGUGGGCCAGUGCGGCUGCCUUUACAGCGGCCGUUACUACCAGCUCGGCGCCACCUUCUACCCAGGCCCUGAGUGUGAGCGGCGCUGUGAGUGUGCCUCAGAUGGCCAGGUCAGCUGCAAAAUAGACACCUGUGGGAUAUAUGAGGAGUGCCGGAUGGAGGAUGGAGUCCGGGGCUGCUAUCCCCAGAGCUCUGAAUUUAUGCUGGUCCUUGAUGGAACUCAUUAUGCCACACUUGAUGGACGGGUGUAUGACCUUCAUGGCUCCUGCUCCUAUGUCUUGGCCAGAGUCUGUUACCCAAAACCUGGUGUUCAGGAGUUCUCCAUCGUGCUCGAGAAGAACUUGGCUGGUGACCUCCAGCGGAUGGUGGUUACUGUGGAAGGCCAGGUUGUCGUCCUGGCCCAAGGGCCACACGUGACUGUGGACAGUGAAGCUGUCAUGCUCCCCGUGGUUGUGGGUUCCAUAUAUAUAACUAUUGAAAGCCGGAACAUGUUUCUACAGACAAAAACAGGGCUGAAAGUUCUUUUUGAUGGCGAUGGCCAUAUCCUCAUGUCCAUCCCUAGUCCCUUCCGUGGACGUAUCUGUGGCCUCUGUGGGAACUUCAAUGGCAACUGGAGUGAUGACUUUGUGCUCCCCAGUGGGGCGGUGGCCCCCAGUGUGGAAGCCUUUGGAACUGCAUGGCGAGCUCCCGGCUCCUCCCUGGGCUGUGGUGAAGGCUGUGGGCCCCAAGGCUGCCCUGUGUGCUUGGCAGAGAACAGAGAAGCUUAUGAGAAAAAUGAAUCCUGUGGGAAGAUCCGGGACCCCCAAGGCCCCUUUGCAGCCUGCCACCAGGUUCUGAGUCCCUCGGAAUACUUCCACCAAUGUGUGUAUGACCUGUGUGCCCAUAAGGGCAAGAAAUCCUAUCUCUGCCGCAGCCUGGCAGCUUACACUGCAGCCUGUCAGGCAGCUGGCGCACCCGUGAAGCCCUGGAGGACAGACAGCUUCUGCCCUCUGCCAUGCCCUGCCCACAGCCACUACUCUGUGUGCACACGCUCCUGCCAGGGCUCCUGUGCGGCUCUUUCUGGCCUCACUGGCUGCACCACUCGCUGCUUUGAAGGCUGUGAGUGUGACGACCACUUCCUGCUCUCCCAGGGCGUGUGCAUUCCCGCCCGCGACUGCGGCUGCACCCACAAUGGCCAGUACAUGCCGGUGAACUCCUCACUGAUGAGCUCAGACUGCAGUGAGCGCUGUUACUGCUCCCCGAGUACCGGCCUGACAUGCUAUGCAGCCGGCUGCACAUCUGGCCGCGUCUGUGAGAUCCAAGCAGGAGUCCGGGAUUGUUGGCCAGCCAAAGGUCUCUGCUCCCUCUCUGUGGGCGCCAACCUCACUACCUUCGAUGGAGCUCAUAAUGCCAUCAGCUCCCCUGGGGUCUACGAGCUUUCUUCCCGCUGCCCGGGACUCCACAUGGAUGUGCCCUGGUACCGUGUGGUUGCUAAUGUCAAGCCUUGCCAUGGCAAUGACAAGGUUGUGGGCGAGGUCCACAUCUUCUUCCAGGAUGGGAUGAUAACUGUGACCUCAAGCAACAGCGUGUGGGUGAACGGUCUCCGAGUGGACCUCCCAGCUAAGGUGUUGACAUCUGUGUCUGUGAGGAGGCUGCCCGAUGGAUCCAUGCUUGUCAGACAGGAUGCCGGGGUCCAGGUGUGGCUUGGGAAAGAUGGGCACCUGGACGUGAUGGUCAGUGAAAACCAUGCAGCCAAGCUGUGCGGGGCCUGUGGAAACUUUGACGGGGAACAGAUCAAUGAUGUGCGAGACUCUCAGGGCCAGAAGAUUGCAGUGGAGAAGUGGACAGCACAGGACUUCUCCUCAUGCUCCAGCUGAUCAGUCAUGACUGGCAAUGAAGAUGCCCACACCUGCGCCCUCCCAGAAGUCACCAUGAUUGAAGGAUGCCCUGGGUGUCCCUCCCCUGUCCCUCCUCUCUGCUGAGCCACUCAGGCCAAAUCUGAGUAAAUAUGGAGACCCAAGUUGCA